This is a messenger RNA of Malassezia globosa CBS 7966, 1326 nucleotides long. RefSeq lists its product as uncharacterized. NCBI's taxonomy places the organism in Eukaryota, Fungi, Basidiomycota, Malasseziomycetes, Malasseziales, Malasseziaceae. The record is from RefSeq and is a predicted model, not a curated record. The transcript has a single exon. Bases 1 to 1326 code for a protein of 441 amino acids.
AUGAAAGAUGUCACAUAUCGUGCUGAGGCCCGCCCCGAGGAUGGCUCAGUGAUGCCGCCGGCUCUCCCAGUUUCUUCGGAAAUGAGCAUGUUGGGGAAAGUAGUUGACACAUCGUCCGAUCAGCAACAGAAUAAUGACAUCAAAGAAACUCCUUUGUUACCGAAUGCACAAGAGCUCUUUGUUUCUUCCCCUGGCGACACAAGCGAUUUGCACCGCGAGGACAAAAGCCAUCUCCAAGACCAGCACUCCUUUCCGUCUGACACCCAGCUUCCAGCACAAGAUCAACCGGGGAUUUUAGGGCGAAAAGCGAGUCUGAAAGGUCAAUCAGCUGCACAGAAUCACUUUCGAAUGCCAAGUAUUCAUGAGCUGCGGAUCAACAAAGCCUUUGCGAAACCCAGGCCAACGAAAGGGCUGGACUUGCGCUCUUCGAGUGGUGCGUCUUUUGUCAUGUCUCCUGAUACAGCUGCUCAAUACUACACGAAAUCACCACCUCCGCCCCUGACAGGCGCUCGAAUUCCAUCGGCAAAAGGUCCUAUCGUAUACGAGACACAUGAAUGGACUAUUGCUGGGUUUGACCAACAACGUACUCCGAUUCCAAGUGACACUCAUUUAUCCCCUGAUUCCUGGGCCUCAGCCAAUAUGGAUAGCGCGGACCCUUCCAAGUUGCCUCACGCGGCGUCACUGUGGGCUCGUUUGCCUGAUAUGUGCACGUUCUCGCCUCCUCUUCAGCCCAUUCACAUUGUGCGUGGUUCGCCUCCCGCUUGGGCGAAUGUAUCGCCCCGCACGACGUCAUCUACCUCACAUACGCCGUUACUUGUCGAAAGGCAUGGUACUGAAACAAAGGUGGAUGCGUCGGAGAAGGACACAGCGCAGGACGCACCUCGCCAUACGAGUACAGAUACGAAGGAUGAGACUUUGGCCAAGUCACCUGCUGCCGUGCCUUUGGCAUCUAAUGAAUCGUUGCCAUUGGCACCUGUCGCUCGUGUGCCACCACGGUCGUCUCACCUCGAUGUGUCAGACUCGAAUUCCGCGGAGGGGCAAGAGGGUGCACAGACGGUGGCGCCUCGUGUGGCAAUCUCAAAGGGGCAUGUCCCAUACAGCAAUGAAGUACGUCUUUCUUAUCUGCCAGAGGCGCCUCCUUCAGUUUCCGAGGCGCCUCCGUCUGUGUCUGUGCCUUCGGCUAUGUCCGUGUCGACGCCUGCUAGUCAGUCUGUGAUUAUGUCCCCUACGUCAGUCCGUGAGAAUUCCGACUGGGAAAAUGAUACGACUCUUAUCGAUCUAUCUGACCAGCAGAAAGUUCACGAAGUCUCGAUGAAAUUCUGUUGA